Messenger RNA from Closterium sp. Yama58-4, 5442 nucleotides. Lineage: Eukaryota; Viridiplantae; Streptophyta; Zygnematophyceae; Desmidiales; Closteriaceae. The record is from the annotation of a GenBank genome assembly.
AUGCGGUCGGAUCUUCGGACGGAGCAACGUAGAACGGAUCAGGUCGAUGAGGACGACGAGCUUGACGAGAAAGAUUCGUUUCCUGGAGAUCUCGAUAAGUCGCCUGAUCCGAAUGAUCGGAACGGUCAGAACAGUCAGACUGAUCUAGAUGAUUCCAACGAUCAGCAUGAAGGACGAGAAGUUACUCUAGAUGACGAGCUCGGCGACGGUCAAGAACCGGGGGAAACCGAGACUGAUCAGGAGCAGGACCCGGAGCAAGGCAGCGAGACAGACCCCGAGUUCUCGUCCGCGUUAGAAGACGCGCUCCAGCACGAAGACGUAUCGUCGACCGUGCUUCUUUCACACAGGUCGUUCGCGUUCCUGUCACGGACACGUGGCCGACGGUCAUUGGUGGGGGACAUUCAGCCAUGGCUCCUGAGCAAGCGAGCAGCCUGGCGCGCGAGGCAGAGAGCCAAUCGACUGGGCUGCCUCGUGUCUCCUAUCUCCCCAACCAUCUCCUCCGCCUCGCAACUCGACCUUAUAACGAAGGGGGCUGAAAUUGACGCGCUCUCUCCUCCGCCUGCUGGCAUUCGCCGUAGUCACAGCAUCAGCGAGACGAGCAAGUCGGAACUGCAUCCCUUCCCCUGCCCGCAGUCACAUGGCUCUGGCUUCGGAUGUUCUUGUAACGGUGCCUUGGCUAUCCGGCUCCCCGAUUCUUACGACCCCCAACUAGAGAACGAUAAGGCCGGGAAGAAGUCUGACGAAGCUGGGUGGAGAAGCUGCGAGGCUCGGCGAAGCAAGACGCAGCACGAGCAUUCCGAGGCUCGGAGCGAGCGACAAGGCUCAUGGCACGGGUACAGAGUCGGGGACUGGAAGCAGCAGCUGGCGCAGGCUGCUGAGCUGGACGUACGCGUGGGACGAUUUGAUUGGUCGGACCUGGUGGCCCUCUACCGUACAGAAGUGGGAGGAGAGGGUAGCUCGGCUGUUGCAGGAGGAGGAGGAGGAGGAGGAGGAGGAGGAGGAGGAGGAGGAGGAGGAGGAGGAGGAGGAGGAGGAGGAGGAGGGGAAGGGCAGUCAGAUGCACCUGUGAUGGAGAAGAGUGGUAGUGUGGAGAAGAAGCACGAAGCUGGACCAAAGCAGGGCGAACUCGGUCACGAAAGACCAGAGGAGGAAGCCGGGAUGAGGAUGAUCGAGGGAAAGCCAGGCGCGCCUCAAAUGCUUCAAGGCGCCCCUCAAGGCAGAGAUAACAGAGGACUAGAAACUUCUAGGAAGGAACGGCUAGGAGAAGGUGAAGGAGGAGGGGUGGAUCCUCAGCCACGACUGGCAGCAGCGUGCAUCAAAUUCGCGGGGUCGCGCAUUGUGGUGCAGUCUGAGCGAUUUGGAGCAGAGCUGGCCAUGCACCUGGGCAUAGCCACGCCCCAGGUGCGCGUGGUGCACCGGGGGAAUCACGGCAGAAGCAGCACACACAGCAGCCCCGUGCUGUGCAGCGCCACCAACACCAACAGCACCAGCGGUAGCGGCGCUACGGGAAGGAGGAGGGCGACGGUGGCAGGAACCAGUGGUGUGGCGUCUCUGGGUGGUUUUGAUUCUGCCGCUGGCGCUGGCGCUGGCGCUUGCAGUGACGACCGAUUUGCACUGGAUAAAGAGAACCAGCAGCAGGGGAAUCUAGGUCGAGUAGACAGUUGCGGUCUGGGCCAUGAUCUGGCUUUAUCAGCGCAUGAGCUUGCUGUGAAGCAGGGUCGCGAGUGGGAGGAGGUGGUGUUGGCAGUGGAAAGACUGAGGGAGAGAGAGGUGGAGGCGAGAGGGGAAGGGGGUAGGGGCGGGAGAGGGGAGGAGGGGGACGGGAGGGAUGGUGGAGCGGAGGAGGGAGGGAGUGUGGAGGAAAGGAGGGAGAGUGGAGGGAAGGAGGAGGCGAGUGUGGUGGAGGAGUUUCUGGAAGCCCUGCAGCUGAGCCGAUGCUUCUUGUUCAUGGGUGACAAGAAUCAGAAUCUGGGAAAUCAGGGGAAUCAGGGGAAUCAGGUAAAGCAGCUGCCUGUGGGGCAGGAGGGAAAGCAGCUGCGCGUGGGGCAGGAGGUGGUGGUGAUAGACUCGUCCAUCUGCCGGCGAGUGCCACCCGGGCUGGCAGAGCAGGACAGGGACGCCAUUCCCCGCCUCGUGCAGCUGCUGCUCCACGACCCCUGCUUCGCCGCCCACACACUCUUCCACGCCUCCUUUGGCGCCCUGGGCGAGCAGCAGAAGCAGGAUAAGCAGGAGAAGCAGGGCGAAUGGGGCGAGCAGCACAGGCAGGAGAAGCUGUGCAUCUUGGGCGACUUGGGUAAGGUGGGCGAGGUGGGUGGGCCGCGUGAGGGGUUGGAGAUGAAGAUGACUCUUGGUGGGCCCGCGCACAAAGCUUCAGAAGACAGCUGCUUGGCGUCAUCGUCGUUUUCAUCCUCGCUAGAGUCAUCCUCGUUUGGCUCGUCCUGCACCUCCUCGUCCUCCUCGUCUGGUGCUACAGGUGCUCUUACAGGUGAUACCAGUGCUGAUGCCCCUGCUUCUGAUGAUUGUAUUCAGCCUGUUCACAGUCACGCCCAGUCUCUCCCUGCACUAGAAAGCUCUGCUCAUACCACGGAGCUUAAACCCGCCCCUACAUUGCCGAGAAGCAACAGUUCCUCCCCCACUGCGGUUACUACUACAACCAGCAUCACCAGCAGCAUCACUACCACUGCCACCGUCACCGCAACCACUGCUACCAUCAACACUGAAUCUGCUGUCAAAAUCAUCGCCGAAUCCAGCAGCAGCAGCUGCAGCAACAGCAGCAGCAGCAGCAUGUUAUUUCAUCCCUCCGGAAUGGUACAGCUAGCAGCAGCAGCACACCCCAUCGUGACCCCAGAAACGCGUGCCUUCCAGCAGGGGUUCCGGGAGGCAGUGGAGGAGAUGGGGCGGGUGCAGCGCAUGCUGGCAGUGUCCCCAGAAACUCGCGCCUUCCAGCAGGGGUUCAGGGAGGCGGUGGAGGAGAUGGGGCGGGUGCAGCGCACGCUGGCAGCGCUGCACUCGCGGCUGGACGACAUGCUCCGCGCCUUCCUCGCGUUUGUCACGUCUGUGCCUGCACUCGACGGGCCAGGGGAGGGCGGACGAGGCAGGGAGGGCGGGCGAGGUGGAGAGGGUGGGGAGAGUGGGCGAUGGGGGGAGCGUGGGAAAAGUGGGGAGUUUGGGGCGGGUGGGGGAGGCUGGGAGAGGGGGGGCCGGAUGGGGUGUGGUAGCAGGAGGGAGAGUGACAGUGGGGUGGUGGGAGGAGAGGGAAGGAUGGGAGAGUGUGGAGGGAGAGGAGGGGAGGGAGCAGGAUUAGUUGCAGGAGGAAGGGCGGGAGGAGGAGCGGGGGCACUGGUUGAUAUAAACACAACGACCCCGUUCCCUUUUCGAAAAGGGUCGCACAUAUUCUCACCUUCAUCUGUCCAGAGGCCAGGAGUCCACAGCAAAGGGUGCAAUGGCAGUGGUGGUGGUAGUGGGAUUGGUGACUGCAGCGACAGCAGGACUAGCGGUGAUCCUUGUUCCGACUUGAAAUGUGGCGGUGACAGCUGCGGGCGGCUAAGACCUGCUGCGAGACGAUCCUCGCCGUCCAUUUCGUGCCGCACUGCGCACAUGCCUGCGAGUAGAUUGGACUUUAGUGACAGUGGUGCUAGUGGUGAUGGCGAUGGCGGGGGGGGUGAUGUCAUUGCAGUCAGCUGUGGCAGCAGUGAGGGCAGUGCUGCCAGAGAGCCACAGAUUUCAACCACAGCGCAAGAGAUUCCAGAUAAUGCCGACAUGGCAUCUGCAGGCCAAGGCACGGAACAGUUCCCUCCGCCGCCUCUCUUCCCUUCAGCCUCUUCCUCUCAUCCUCCCCUUUCCGUCCUGUCACCUGUUCCUGAAGCUGAAGACCCCAUCUCCCCUGAUUCUGCUCCUCCUUCCGCCACCGCUGCUGUAGCCAGAACCACGUCAUCACCAUCCCCCUCCACGUCAUCAGCAUUCCUUUCCACGUCAUCACUCUCCCACGACAGCUCAUCCAUAGCACCUGCUGACGCCAGCAGGACCCUACAGCUUCCCCACCUCCGUUCCCCUGCCAUCUCAGCAGCAGAAGAUCCUCUAGAAGAGCCAUUCAAUGCACCUGCCCCAGAUCUACCUUCCCCAGUAACACCCUCCCCUUGCACUGCCGGCUCACAUAGUACCGCCCUGUGGUCGCCCCACACCCCCAGGGACUUCGAAUCUUCAAUCAACUCCUCCCCCCAGGCGGCCCCCCUUUCCCCUCGAGCACCCCCCUCUGCUGAAACCUCUCCCUGUAAUGGGUCACCCUGUAACGGGUCACCCUCUAAUGAAUCACCUUCUAAAGCGUCACCCUCCACUCCUCCCUCUAACAGGUUUCCUCCUUGUGAGAGCGGUGGUGGUGGUGAUAAAGGUGUUGGUGGCAGUGCCAGUGUUGUCAGUGGCAGUGGUCGUCGUACUGUUCUCUCCCGCCGGCCCCGAGCCCCUCCCCCUUCCCCUGCCCUCUCUGCUCCUGCCUCCCCCGCCCCUCCCUGCUCUCCCGCUCCUCCCCGUUCCCCUAUCCCCCCUCGCUCUCCAAUCCCUCCUCGCUCCCCUGCUCCCCGUUCCCCUGCUCCCCCACGUUCCCCCAUUCCCCCCCGCUCCCCUGCUCCCCCACGUUCCCCUGGCCCCUACCGCCGGUCUUCUGCUGGUGCUGCCCUCUCGCCCCGCCUCGUGCGCUCUCCUGCUCGCUUCAACCCACGCUCUCCUUCCCUCACUAGCGCCCGCUCGCCUUUCCUUAGUAGAAUUUGUGAGAAGACCGCUGCAACCGACGAGACAGACCGACAAGCAGCAGCUGCAGCAGCUGGGGACGCUGCUCUGGAAGCUGCUGGGGAAGCUGCUGGGAAAGCUAUUGCUAAAGCAUCAGCACGAGGAGACACAAGCCCAAUAGAAAUAGCCCCCUCCAACCCGCGUCACGCACCCGCGUCCAUCAGCAAAUCCGCAGCCAAAGCCGCUGCAUGGAGGGCAUCUCUGGGUGGGUUACCCUCGCGCCUGAGCAUGAAGAUCCGCGGAGUGAGGAAGUCAGCGCAGGGGGACGAGGAGCUGAGGGAGCAGGUGCAGCGGUGGGAUGGGAUGAUGAGAGAGGAGGCGGGGCGGAUUUGCAGGGCGGCGGCAGUGCCGUUUGUGACCGGGUUCAUGGAAGCGAGUGGCGGGGGCGGCGCACACAGCCUGGUGGAUGCUUAUGAGUUAAAGGUUCGCCUGCACCACCUCUUAGAGCGCUGGGGGCUGGUGCAGGACUCGAUGGCGACAGAGCGCCCCUCACUCGUCCUCCCCCAUCUCUACCUCGGGUCCGCCAUUGCCGCGCGCUCCUUCCCCCUACUGCACCACCUGGGCGUGCGCCAUGUGGUCACACUCUGCCCCACCGACCUGCUGGACCCUGAUGCGGAACAGUCCCCCCUCUUCAACUACCUCGUGCUGCCGGUGGGUUGA